AUGCCGCCCACGACGACGGGCUACGCGCCCGACCUGGACAAGUAUCUCAGGUCCCUCAAGGGCCAACCGUUGGAGGCAUCUAUCGAAACCCUGACCUCGUGCGCCUCCCCUCCCCUCCCCUGCCCCCUUGCCGAGUUCCUCCGUCGGUCGGACAAGACAGCAUCAAAGGCUAACCGAACGCACCUCAUCCACUGCAGGCUCCUGAAGCGGAGACAGAUCUGCGGAUCCGAGCCUUGCGCCGUCGCCACCGCACACAUCCUCCUCCAGGUCGUCGCCAGAUCAAAAUGGCAUGACGUCGACUCCCUCCUCGAAAAGGUCUCGAGCACGGGUCGCCGACUGGUCGAGGCCCAGCCCCGGGAGCUCGUCGUCGCCAACAUCGUCCGACGCGUCCUCUCCCUCAUCCGCGACGAGGCCGCCGAGGACAGAAACGAGCCGUCGAGCGACUGCCAGAGCGAGGAACUCACGAGCCCGACCGACGUCGUCUCCGGCUCCAUCCGCCGCUCGCACGACUGGCCGCCGUCGGCGCGCACGACCCGCGAUUCGACGGCCGAUGCGGCGGGCCACACCGGCGUCGUCCCGGCACCGACGAGGCCGGGACUGCUGCCUACCUACAGCGCCGUCAGCGUUACCAAGUCCUUGUUCCACCUCCUCUCCGCCUCGCCUCCCUCCGACGGGUUCCCCAUGAUGGCUCCCGGUUCCCCCUUCCCCAACUCGGGCACGUCAACGCCCACCCACAACAAGGGGGCCGUCCCCUUCAGCCAGGUGCACGCCCUUCGCUCCGAGGUCAUUGACGGAAUCGAGGAGAUCAAGGACGAGAUCAGCCAGGUCGACGACCAGAUCGCCGCUCUCGCCGAGGUCCAGAUCCACCCGGGAGACCACGUCCUCGUCCAUCAGCCCUCACCGACGGUCGAGAGGUUUCUCCUCCGCGCCGCACUCAAGCGCCGAUUUACCGUCUUGAUCGUCGCCGAGCCGCCGCGCAAGCAAGGCGAGCCCGUCCCCGACGGCGCCUUGAGGAAGAAGCUCCUCGCCGCCGGCAUCCAGGUGACGACAGUCAGGAACUCGAUCCCCAUGGCCUACAUGUCACGCGUCGACAAGGUCAUCCUGGGCGCCCGCGCCGUUGUGGCCAACGGUGGUGUCGUGACGGACCAUGGUGCCUCCACCAUUGCACGAGCGGCCAAGGAUCAAGGGAACGCCGUCAUCGUCCUGUCAGGCGUCUACAAGCUGAGCCCAGAGAAUCCAUUUGACGAGCUGUCUUUGAUCGAGUGGGGUGGCUCCUCCACCUUUGUCGGCUUUGACGACGGUUCCAUGGUCAACGGGGCCGAGGUUCGCAGCGACGUGACUGAGCUGGUGCCGCCGGAGCUCAUUGACACCUACAUCACAAACCUCGGUACCCAUUCGCGGGAGCACCUGUCCAGCUUGAUUGAGGACCACUACAACCACGAGGACGCCGCCUUUCAUCUUUGCAGCGCGACCCACCCCUGA
Molecule: messenger RNA, 1482 nt
Organism: Drechmeria coniospora
Lineage: Eukaryota; Fungi; Ascomycota; Sordariomycetes; Hypocreales; Ophiocordycipitaceae
Exons: 2
Coding region: 1-1482 (493 amino acids)
Biological process (GO): translational initiation
Cellular component (GO): eukaryotic translation initiation factor 2B complex
Molecular function (GO): guanyl-nucleotide exchange factor activity; translation initiation factor activity
Source: RefSeq, a predicted model, not a curated record